Messenger RNA from Mizuhopecten yessoensis (Yesso scallop), 1095 nucleotides. RefSeq lists its product as uncharacterized. The transcript is spliced from 2 exons. The record is from RefSeq and is a predicted model, not a curated record. The coding region runs from base 1 to 1095 and encodes 364 amino acids. Lineage: Eukaryota; Metazoa; Mollusca; Bivalvia; Pectinida; Pectinidae.
AUGGACGAGUCGUCAGAAACACGGACCCAUAACAAAAGGAACGAACGUGCACAUUGGUACAGCAUGUCACCUGGCGGAAGUGGUUCUUCUACUAAAGGAGGUGCGAAACAGAACAAAACAGACAAAGAUGCACAAGCAAAGACAAAAAAACAUGUCAAAGUCAUAAAGCCACAACAAGGACAAACGAUACAAAAAAGUCACAGCAAAGAUAACAAAUCACGACAAAGACAAAAGUCACGACAAAAACCAAAAGUCACGACAAAGACAACAGUCACGACAAAGAUAAAAUUCUCGACAAAGACAAAGGUCACGACAAAGACAACAGUCACGACAAAGACAAGGGUCACAACAAAGACAAAAGUCACAGCAAAGACAAAAGUCACAGCAAAGACAACAAUUACGACAAAGACAAAAGUCACAGCAAAGGCAAAAGUCACGACAACAAUAAAAGUCACGAUAAAGACAAAAGUCACAGCAAAGACAAACGUCACAGCAAAGACAACAGUAACAGCAAAGGCAAAAGAUACAGCUAAGAGAAAAAUCACAGCAAAGACACGCAUGACAGCAAGGACAAUAGUCACAGCAAAGACGAUAGUUACAGCAAGGACAAUAGUCACAGCAAAGACAAUAGUCGCAGCAAAAACAAAGGUCACAGCUAAGAUAAAAGUCACAACAAAGACAAGCAUGACAGCAAAGACACACAUGACAGCAAAGACGAUAGCCACAGCAAAGACAAUCGUCACAGCAAAGACGAUAGCCACAACAAGGACAAUAGUCACAGUAAAGACGAUAGCCACAGCAAGGACAAUAGUCACAGCAAAGACGAUAGCCACAGCAAAGACGAUAGCCACAGCAAAGACAAUAGUCACGACAGAGACGAUAGCCACAGCAAGGACAAUAGUCACAGCAAAGACAAUAGCCACAGCAAGGACAAUAGUCACAGCAAGGACAAUAGUCACAGCAAGGACAAUAGUCACAGCAAAGACAAAGGUCACAGCUACGAUAAGCAUGACACCAUUAGGAGCAAGUGAUAGCAAACACAUAAUUCAUGCAUUGAUAAAAACUAAAGUUUUCUUCAUUAAGAGCUUAAAGUAG